GCGUGCAGCUGCACUCGUAGGGCCCGCGCCCCGGCCGACAGUCGCGGCGCGAACUUCAAUCCGCUCACGUCACGGCUACACAUUCAAUAAAUUAAAUUAAUUUUAAAAACAUAUCCGAAUUAUUUAAUCGGACGUGUGAAAAAAAUAAACUUUUUAAUCUGUGACAGUUUUUCAAUCUAGGUUAUAAUGUCAAACAAAGUUGACACUUGAAAAUUUUGUGAAGUUUUCAAUUUGGCGGGUUGAUGUGUGCGAGCGAGAGGGGCGACAUGGAGAGCCCGGGCGAGGAAACGGGACGCAGCGCUCCCCCCGCGCCGCACGCCCCCGCCGCGUCGCAGCCCAACGGAUCCAAUAAGAUCAUCGGACGAAACGUGAAUGGGACCAUGGUUGUAACUUCAGCGCCGGCGAACGAAGCGGAGCUGCAGUUGUACAGGGUGAUGCAGCGAGCCAGCUUACUGGCGUACUAUGACACGCUGCUUGAGAUGGGAGGUGACGACGUCCAACAAUUAUGUGACGCAGGAGAAGAGGAGUUUCUAGAAAUAAUGGCGCUUGUCGGCAUGGCGUCCAAACCACUACACGUGCGGCGACUGCAGAAAGCACUACAGGAGUGGGUUAACAACCCCUCCCUCUUCCAGAUUCCCAUCGUCCCCAACAUUUGUACAGAGAACCCUUUCAUCCAAUGCAACCAAAGACUUUUAAGUAUACCCCCUUCUAUACCUAAUGUCCUUCCUAGGACUGUCGCGUCUCCUGAAAGUAGUAGACCAAUGUACAGUCCAUCCCCUGGCGCGCCUGACAACAGUUGUGGUUCCACCACAUCAGCUCCUAACGUCAGUCCUGUACAUAGUCAAGCUACAUUCACUAAGAUAGUCCUUCCCUCGUCUCCUGCCGCCGCUCCAAUCACCACAACCGCAAGAUCUUUCUCCCCUCAGAGCGCCUGCCCCCCAGCUUCAUCAGGGUCCAGUCCAAGCUCAGUUACUUCACCUGUCCAAUUAACUCCAGUCCUUUUAGACAUUCAUGUACAGAAGUUAGCGGCUGCGGCGGAGAAAUUAAGUAAACACUUACCCCAAUUAGAACCAAAACCUCAGAACACUAAAAAGAAGAUGUGUAAAGACCUGGAGUUAGUUAUGAUGAUGCCGGAGACGGACCCUCGUAGAAUGGAGGAGAUCAGAAAGUACGCGGCGAUAUACGGCAGAUUCGAUUGCAAACGGAAGCCGGAAAAACCGUUGACAUUGCAUGAGGUGAUGGUGAACGAGGCGGCGGCCCAGUUGUGCCGGUGCGUGCCAGCGCUGCUCACGCGGCGGGACGAGCUGUUCCCGCUGGCAAGACAGCUGGUGCGGCGAGCUGGCCUGCACUACUCCAAGCAUGGUCUCCCGCCAACAACUGCAGAGGAGAGAGAUAGGGAUGAGGAGGAGACACCAAGUAAACGACCGCGGCAGGUUGCGCCAGUCACACAUGAUGGAGAUGAUAACGGAGUUCGAGCGAGCCCUGACGCGGGCAGAGGUACUUCUAAUCAUAGCUGGUGGGGCAUGAAGACGGAGAGUGACGACGCGGACUCCAGGUGCUCCUACUCCAGCGCCAGCACUCCGCCACCGGAGACAGAAGAAUCCCGUCCGCAAGUGGUGGCGUCUCGCGGCGACAGCAUUAUAGCGGUGGCGAACCCCGCGCUGCACGCCCCGCACACGCCCCACGCGCCCCACGCACCCCACGCACCACACACGCCCCACGCACAGCACCCCACACGGAACCACUCAAACUGACACAUACUGUAUCUAAACUCUAAGAGAGCACACCUUUGACUAAACUGUUGUGCGAUAUUUUAGUCUUUUGACUAAAAACAAGAUUAUCACAUUCCAACUAUAUAUUAAUUUGUGAUUAAUUUCAAUUGCAUAUCUUCUCAUAACUAAAAAAUGUCACAUAACCACUGACCUCUAUAAAUGGAUAGGCUAUACUGCGGUAUUUUAUUUCUGUCAAUUUAGCGCUGAUGGUUACGGUUGGUUAACCGUUAUUAACAAAAGCGUCCAAGUGGGAAUGUUGAAAAAGCUGUAUUUCCAAACAAUCACCUGUCCGUUUAUACAGAUCGAUGCAAAAAAUCCUACAAAAGACGCUUGAUAGAUAUGUAUUCAUACGCCUAUACUCCAUAAGGAAAAGUGCAUCUAGACAUAAAAUCUAUUGUAAAUAAAACAUAUAUAUAAAUAAUUCUUAACACAGUUUGUUUAAUCGAUUUAUUUAUUACAAUCAAGAUUCCUUCACACAGACCGUUUUAUAGCGAAUGAAAUUGAGUUUUAUACUAUUAAGAUAAGGUUCAAUUUUAUAUGCACGUUAUUUUAUUGAGACUAAGUAAAAGUAAAAUUAAACCUUAUGUGAAUAGCAUAAGGUUGAAUUUCAUUUGCACUAUAAAUCUUGGAUUCUCCACUCCGGUCUGUUUGAAGGAACCCUUAUAAAAAGAUGGCGUGAAAAUUAUUCCACCAAAUAACUAUAUAAGUUGUAAAUAUAAUUAUACUUAAUUUAGCUUUAAGCUAAAGCCAUAAUAUGCCUUUUAGUCAUUAUAUUAGUUUUAGUUGUGACAUCACAGGGACUUUUCAAUUAAUUUCCUUAUUUUUCUUGAAUACAAUUGAACCGUUUUCAAAUAGUUAUUAUUUUCAUAGCAAAUAUUUAUAAAUCAUACUAAUGUUAUAAAUGUGACAGUUUAGAUGGAUGGAUGGAUGGAUGGAUGUUUGUACGUUUGUUGACCGAUUUCCCAAAAGACGGAGGUACUCAAUUCCUCCGUAUGUUUUUUUUUAUGUGUUACGGCAUAACUCCGCCACUAGUGGACCGAUUUUGAU
Messenger RNA from Papilio polytes (common Mormon), 2819 nucleotides. It is a transcript of the gene nab, whose product is annotated as NGFI-A-binding protein homolog. Gene Ontology annotation, biological process: negative regulation of DNA-templated transcription. The record is from RefSeq and is a predicted model, not a curated record. Gene Ontology annotation, molecular function: transcription coregulator activity; transcription factor binding. The transcript is spliced from 8 exons. Gene Ontology annotation, cellular component: nucleus. The coding region runs from base 243 to 1754 and encodes 503 amino acids. Lineage: Eukaryota; Metazoa; Arthropoda; Insecta; Lepidoptera; Papilionidae.